UCAUAUAGACAGCUUGGAGAGGUUAUCAUUUGACACCAAAUAAAGAUGGUAUUCCACCGCCCUUCGUCCAUUCCCCAUCCAACUAUCUGGCACCGAUUCACUGCGAGAGGAACCAAGCUUCGAGUCCAAGAUAUGACGGAAGAGCAGGUGGAACCAGCUGUCCAGUUGCUUGUGAAAUAUUUUAUGCAGGAUGAACCGCCCUGCAAAUAUAUUGGUAUACAAAAAUAUCCAUCCACGCAGGCGCACCUGGAAAAACUUUGGCGUGAUACCAUUAAAGAUAAGCUGUCCAUCGUAUGUGUAGAAGACAAGCCAGGUAGCCCUGUUAUAGGUGUCAAUGUCUUGACGGUCGUCUCUAAGGAUGAUAAAGAGGAACCCUUUCAGACAGAUGACAAAAUAUGGGCGAAACUAUUUGGCGCAGUUGACUGUGUUUCACGCGGUGUGGAUAUCUUUACCCAUUACGGCGUUGAGGAAUAUCUUACUGCUUUUGGCCUGGUGGUGGAUCCAAAAUGGCGGGGCUGUGGGAUUGGAAAGGAGAUUUUAUUGGCACGUAAGCCCAUUUGCACAGCCCUAGGCAUAAAAGUGACAGCAACUGUAUUCACCGCGGCCGCGUCGCAAGCUGUGGCCCAAAAGGCUGGAUUCCAAGACAUUUUUACAAUCACCUAUGAAGAUUUGGCGGGAAAGGGGUUUAACUUUCCAGGCAUUGAAGAAGAUACUAAACAUUCUAAGUUAAUGGCACUUGUAAUUCUAUAAAAAUAUUUCGUGAUGGAGAUAAAAUAAUAUUGUUAACCGUAAAAAAACAGCGUCUUAAAACAUAUAGUUGAAUAUUUUUCAUAGCCAUGUUAUAUAAUUUUAAUAUAUCAUAAUUUUUAUUUAACUUGUCAUUGUUCAUUUCAUCUAGUCAAAACUAGUCAAAUGCAUAGCAUUCAGGUGCUCCUAAACAGCCCAUUUUAUCGCGAAAAUGUAUAGCUGCAAGGGGGGUUUUUUUGUAGCAUAUACGGCUAGAAUAUGCAAUACUUGGCAAUAUUUUUAGUACGACUGGGACAUAAUAAUGAUGUAGUCACAUAUAAAAAUUGUAGCCCGUGUAGGGGCCCCUUUAUAUAA
This is a messenger RNA of Pieris rapae (cabbage white), 1101 nucleotides long. RefSeq lists its product as uncharacterized. NCBI's taxonomy places the organism in Eukaryota, Metazoa, Arthropoda, Insecta, Lepidoptera, Pieridae. Gene Ontology annotation, molecular function: N-acetyltransferase activity. The record is from RefSeq and is a predicted model, not a curated record. The coding region runs from base 46 to 750 and encodes 234 amino acids. The transcript has 5 exons.